AUGUCCCUGAUUGAGGGGUGGCUUCCGCCGACGCGGGAGAACUGGGAUACCAUCACGACCGUGUGGCAGCUUUCCUGGCCAGUGUUCGGCUCUCUUCAGUAUGUUAUUAACUGGUACGGCAUGGGCAAGACCUCGGUCACGAGCCGCCUCAACAUCCCCGGCCGUCUGGCGUGGUUCCUGAUGGAGAUUCCGGGCGUCACGACAUUAUUGUACAUCAUGAAUACCCUGCCGCGUCAGGUCGGCAUUGACGAUCUGCCGUGGCAGAAUAAGGUGCUCGCUGGGUUAUUCACCAUCCACUACGCCUACCGUGCCGUCCUCUUCCCGAUCCUCCAACCAUCCAUGUCCCCGAUCCACGUCGUCGUCGCCUCCUCAGCCGUCCUCUUCCAGCUCAUGAACGCGACCUGCCUGGGCAGCUACCUUGCCGCCUACGGCCCCACCACAGCCUCGGCAUGGGACUCUGCCCUCGGCCGCGGCGGGAUAGCACAAUUCGUUGCGGGCAUUGCUGUCUUCUACGUCGGAUUGACGCUCAACUACUUCCACGACGAGGAGCUGCGCGAGAUUCGCAGGACAGAGCAGCGGCGCCAGGCCAAGAUUGCGAAGCAGCAGAAGCUGGAGGGCAACGAGAAAGCAAAGGGCGUGGAUAAGCAUUAUCGGUUGCCUGAUACGAUGCUGUUUCGGUAUAUGUUGUACCCGCAUUACCUUUGCGAGUGGGUUGAGUGGUUUGGGUUCUGGAUGGCGAGUGGGUGGAGCGUACCUGGAAGGGCGUUCUUUUUGAAUGAGAUUUUUGUCAUGUUUCCGAGGGCAAGGAGCGGGAGGCGGUGGUAUGUUGGGCAGUUUGGGGAGGAGAAGGUUAGGAGAAAGUGGACUAUUAUUCCGGGGGUUUAUUGA
This is a messenger RNA of Colletotrichum phormii, 888 nucleotides long. Its product is annotated as 3-oxo-5-alpha-steroid 4-dehydrogenase. NCBI's taxonomy places the organism in Eukaryota, Fungi, Ascomycota, Sordariomycetes, Glomerellales, Glomerellaceae. The record is from RefSeq and is a predicted model, not a curated record. The coding region runs from base 1 to 888 and encodes 295 amino acids. Gene Ontology annotation, biological process: steroid metabolic process. The transcript is spliced from 3 exons. Gene Ontology annotation, cellular component: membrane. Gene Ontology annotation, molecular function: 3-oxo-5-alpha-steroid 4-dehydrogenase activity.